GCGCCGAAUGGAAUGAAAAGUGGGUCGAGGAUGAUCGCGUGCGCGAUUUUGGAUGGAAUGAAGGGCUUCAGGACUCAUGGGAUGAUGAAUGGUGCGAGGAUGGGGUUGAAGAGCAUGGCGAAGAAUGGAAUGAAGAAGGGCCCGAGAGUGAGGGCAAACGUGAUGAGGAAUGGAACGCAGAUGAGGUUGAAAGGGGCGGGGCAUAUGAUGAAGAUGAGGAAGCUGAUGCCAAAUGGGAUGAGGGGGAGGGGGAGGGCGACGCCUCUUGGCAAGAGGAAGUUGUCAUGGAAGAUCUUGCGGGCUCGAAGCUGGAGGCGCCAGCGCAGGACCCCGAGAAGCAGCGCCAGAAGGAUAUCAAGAAGAUCCUGCGUGAGUUUGAC
Molecule: messenger RNA, 380 nt
Organism: Symbiodinium pilosum
Lineage: Eukaryota; Dinophyceae; Suessiales; Symbiodiniaceae
Source: the annotation of a GenBank genome assembly